Messenger RNA from Peronospora matthiolae, 1017 nucleotides. NCBI's taxonomy places the organism in Eukaryota, Oomycota, Peronosporomycetes, Peronosporales, Peronosporaceae. The record is from the annotation of a GenBank genome assembly.
AUGCGCUCAUCUGCUGCCCGUCGCCUCUUCUCGCAAUCCCCUCACCCCCGACGUCGCCGCAUCCUCGUGACGGGAGGCACGGGCCAAAUUGGCAUGGAACUCGUGCCGUUUCUCCGCCAAGUGUUUGGCCACGACACGGUCGUGAACUCCGAUAUCAAAGCUCCUCUCGGUGCUCACGACCCGACGUUCGCCUAUUGCGACGUGCAGGACUCGACGUCCAUGGCUCGUGUCAUUGCCGAGCAAGGCGUGGACACGAUCGUGCACAUGGCGUCCCUAUUGUCCGCAGUAGGAGAGACAAAUCCAGCUUUGGCUUUAGCGGUGAACACCCGCGGGAUCCAGAACGUCCUGGAGCUGGCUAAGAGUCACAAGUUACAGGUCUUUGCCCCGUCCACGAUCGCCGUCUUUGGCCCCUCGACGCCUCAGGACGAGACGCCAGACGUGACCAUCAUGCGACCUACAACUAUGUAUGGUCUCACGAAAGUCCACCUGGAGCUCUUGGGCGAGUAUUACUAUCAGAAAUUCCACGUGGAUUUCCGCUCGGUCCGGUACCCCGGCAUUGUCUCGUCAGAGGCGAUGCCAGGGGGAGGGACGACAGAUUACGCCGUCGAGAUUUUCUACCAUGCCCUCAAGCACGGCAAGUAUACUUGUUUUCUCGAACCAGAGACCAAGUUGCCCAUGAUGUACAUGCCCGAUUGCCUCAAAGCGACGUUGGGGCUAAUGAAUGCACCGAACGAGUGCUUGCGUCAACGGACGUACAAUAUCACGGCUCUUUCGUUCACGCCUGCGGAAAUUGUCGCGGCUAUUCAACAGGUACUGCCGAGUUUCCAGGUUGACUACAAACCUGAUUUUCGUCAGCAGAUUGCUCAGACGUGGCCCCGGUCGCUCGAUGAUAGUCGCGCCCGAAAAGAUUGGCAGUGGCAGCACGACUUUGAGCUGGACACGAUGGUGGCAGAUAUGCUCGAAAAGCUCGACGCGAAACUGUCGAAACCGGACUGUCGGGUUGAGGAGAUGGCGUGA